CGCACGAGCUGAAGGCGCGAAUUGAUGAUGUUCGAUUUAUGUUUGAAGUAAAACAAAAUUGGAGAACUAUUUAAACAAAAAUUCAUUUCCUCAAUGUAUUAGGAUUAAUUGCUUAAAAUGGCAUCAUCACCGUCAGAGUAUACCAUUGGUGGAGUGAGAAUUCUUUUUCCAUGCAAGGCAUAUCCAUCUCAGCUUGCCAUGAUGAAUUCAAUCAUUCGUGGUUUGAACUGCCAACAGCACUGCCUGUUAGAAAGUCCUACCGGAAGUGGAAAGAGUCUUGCAUUGCUUUGCUCUGCACUGGCCUGGCAGCAGUCUCAAUAUGAGAAAACUGGAAAAGGAAAUUGCUUCAAUGACUGUAAGAAACAAGAAAGCCCACUUGUCUGUUUCUGUGUCUGUCACGGAACGAAAAUACCUCCUGAUCCAACAGCAGUGACAGAACAGGUCAGCUCAACUGCUGCAGAAAAUGAAAAACCCUCAAGUUUAAAUCAAGAUGCUGCAUAUAGUCCAAGGAAUACAUUGUCCUCCAAACUGCAUACCAUGAUGAAAGCAGCUUUAAAUAAGAGUGAUGAUGAUUUUCAGUCAGAGAAAAAGCGAAUGCGUAUGCCUGUAAAUGAUCCAAAGAUUCGAAAGCGGAGGUGCUUUGAGAAAGGAGUAUUUUAUAUUGAUUGCGAUGAUGUGACUUUGGAUCAAGGGGAUACUGGAUCAUGCAAGAUGAAUGUAAAUUCUGAGGAACCACAUGUUUUACAUUCCCCACAAGUUUCUCGCCCCUGUAACCUGUGCACUUGCAGUUUGAAGACAAAUGGAAAUGAUGAAAGUGUUGCAAAAGGGAAGAAUAAUGUAAAAUCACAAGUCCCAAAAAUAUUUUUUGGCACUCGCACACAUAAACAGAUAACACAAGUCACUCAUGAACUUCGGCGUACAGCUUACUCGUAUGUUCGAAUGACCAUCCUGUCCAGUAGAGAUCACACCUGUGUACACCCUGAGAUCUCUAAUAGUUACAAUAGGAAUGAAAAAUGCAAGGAACUCCUAGAGGGGAAAAAUGGAAAAUCAUGCCGUUACUAUCAUGGUGUCCAUAAAAUGAAGGAACAAAGUUCUUUACAGGGGAUUCAUGGUUUGCGAGUUGCUUGGGACAUUGAAGAGUUGAUAAGCCUGGGAAAGAAGCUUCGCUCAUGUACUUACUUUGUGGCACGUGAAUUGAUGCAAGAGGCAGAUAUUGUAUUUUGCCCAUAUAAUUAUCUUCUGGACCCACAAAUAAGGGAGAGUAUGAAGAUUAACUUGAAAGGCCAAAUUCUUAUCUUUGAUGAAGCACAUAACAUUGAAGACUGUGCAAGGGAAUCUUCUAGUUUUAGUGUCACAGAAAAUCAGCUGUUAUUUGCUCGCGAAGAAUUGGACGCCAUGGUCAACCAAAACAUCAGGAGAAGUGAUCAUGAGGCACUGAGGGCUGUCUGUUAUAGUUUUACAAACUGGCUAAAGGAGAGUUCUGGCCAUCUGGUGGAGCGGGAAUUUGAAACAUCUUGCAAAGUCUGGAAUGGGAAAGAAAUGAUAAAUAUUUUUCACAACUGGGGAUUAACUAGUGCUACAUUUAAUAUGCUGCAGAAACGUCUGGAUGCUGUGAUAGAGAAGGAAGAAAAGAUAGUGGUGCUGAAUGGACAGGAGGAGUCAGUAACGGUUCCAACUAUAAGUGCUUCAACACAAAUGGUGCUGAAAGGACUCUUCAUGGUACUUGAUUUUUUGUUCAGGGACAACAGCAGUUUUGCAGAUGACUAUAGGGUGGCAGUGCAGCAGGUUUAUACAUGGACCAACCAGCCAGAUUUUAUUGAUGAAAAUGGAUUCUUUGUACGGCCUCAGAAGAGGCGAAAUGCACGUAAGAAGUCUGCUGUACUGUCCUUGAACUUUUGGUGUUUAAAUCCAGCAGUGGCUUGUUCAGAUCUUAAUGUUGUUAGAUCAAUCAUUCUAUCGUCUGGAACUUUGUCCCCAAUGGAAUCAUUCUCUUCCGAGUUGGGUGUGAAGUUCAGUAUCCAGCUGGAGGCUAAUCAUGUAAUUGAUAACUCUCAGGUCUGGGUAGGAACAAUUGGAAUGGGACCAACUGGACGAAAACUCUGCGCUACUUUCCAACAUACUGAGACGUUUGAGUUCCAGGAUGAGGUUGGAGAUUUGCUGCUGAAGAUUUGCCAAGUUAUCACUCAGGGUGUACUCUGCUUUCUGGCUUCCUACAAGAUGCUGGACAAGCUGCAAAGUCGCUGGAUGCUCACAGGAUUAUGGGGGAAGCUGGAGGAAAUAAAGACAGUCAUUGUCGAGUCAAAAGGAGGUGACAAAAGUGACUUUGAUGCAUUGCUGCAGUCGUACUAUAACGUAAUAAAGGAUGGGGAAAACAAAGGUGGAGCACUCUUGGUAGCUGUUUGCAGGGGAAAAGUCAGCGAAGGGCUUGAUUUCACUGAUGAUAAUGCUCGUGCGGUAGUUACAAUAGGAAUUCCUUUUCCAAAUGUCAAAGACCUUCAGGUGGAAUUAAAGCGGAAAUAUAACGACCAGCAUUCAAGAACACGUGGUCUGCUUCCUGGUAGUCAGUGGUAUGAGAUUCAGGCAUUUCGAGCAUUGAAUCAAGCCCUUGGAAGAUGUAUCCGACAUAAGACUGACUGGGGAGCACUGAUCCUGGUUGAUGACCGAUUUAGAAGUAAUAACAAAAAAUAUAUAACAGGACUGUCAAAAUGGAUCCGUCGGCAAAUUCAACACCAUCCAAAUUUCAGCUGUGCUCUAGAUUCAUUGACCAUGUUUUCCUAUGCUCAGCAAAAGAUUGUUGAUGAUUUACCCAAGAUCCUCAAUAGAAUGCCAGCUAUUGCAACUGGAUGUUCAAAUGAAAAUUUUCCAAAGCCUGCAGAGGAUAAGAACAAAGAUGGUCAGUCACUGAUUGUCAGCCCUCAAACCUCAUUAGAAAAUAAUAUUUUGAAGAGCACCCAACCCAAAGCCUACAUAGAAAAAGAAAAGAAUAGUCCCAGUGCAUUUCCUACAUCUCCCUUCUGCAAUACCAGCAAAGUGAGCAUCAGAGGAAGACCAGGUAACAAGAGAGAGAAUUCUUCUGCAGGCAAUAUUACCAAGACUCCACUCUUCAAAAAUUCUAGUACCAAAAUGAAAAGUGAUGUCUCAAGAAUAGCAUCAGCAUUCACCACGCAGUGUUUCAGUAAAAAGCCCUCGACUUCAGCACCCAUUCAGUCACAUUUUCCAAUCGUAGAAUUGAUGCAGGAUGAUGAAUACAAAAAAGAUCAAUGUAACUCUGUCACACAGAGACAGCAAGAAAUGGAAGUAACUUCAUUACAGUUUGAGUCUCUGUUGCAUAGAGAUACAAAUACAUCAAUAAGUUUUAAAGAGGAUAUAUUAUUAAAUGCAGCGCCAUGUCUAUUUGAGAAUAAUAAGGACAAUCAAACGGCUUACGAUAGUAGGGGAAAUUCUUAUAACAGCUCCGUGGAUGCAUUACCUUCCUCUGUUGUGGAAUUAUCCUUUGAUGAUGAAGGAAAAAUGACGGAAAUACAACCCUUGAUUGACAAUGAUAGGCAGCAGCCUAUGGAAGCAGAAGAGGGUGUUCAGGUUGAGACAUCGUGCUUCACCCCAGAGCUUUUUGACCAAGAUUCAGAAGAAAACUGUUCAGAAACAGUGAUUGCUAGUUCACCAUGCACACAAAAAGAUGAUGACAUCCAUGAUCAUACUGUUAUGCCUGAAAUCAUAGGAAGUGAACGUGUGGAGAUCUUUCAGCGUACAAAUGACGGAUCCAGUAGCAGAACGACAGAAUUCAGGGAAAAUAAUAAAACAUGUUCAGGUUUUGAAUGGAAGAAAGCUGAACCCAGUGGUCUGUGUUCAAAUUUGGAAGUGAAAGACAAAAGUAUAUCUGAAUUAGCUGUUCCAGUUGACAAUGAGGAGGAGAUCAACACUAGAUACCAGGAGGGUGCCAAAUUGAGAAAUACUGACAAAGUAGCCACAAGCAGGAAUCAUAGACUGUCCAGAUCUAGAAAUAAAGGAACUAAUACUGCUUCAGCUUCAUCUGGUGGAGAAGAGCAAUCAGCUUUUCCUGUUGAGUUUCCAAAGGCUUUAUCAAAGCCUUCUUUCCUAAAAGGGCAAGGAAUUUGUUCAGAGGAGUGCAGCACUUUCCUAAGAAAUAGAAGAAAGUCUGCAGAUGAGGAUAAACAGCCAGUACAAAGUACAUUAGCCGAGGUUGAAGAUAUUCUGAAAAUGCCAAAUAAGAUAUUAAGUGAAAAACAAAAGGACUGUUCCAUUAAGUGCAACAAACUCCAAAAACAAAGCAAAGUGACAUCAUGUGAAAGGAACUGUCUGAUAGAGGGGAAGAUUAGAAGGCCUCAUGUUAGGGAAAUUGUCCAGGGAGUAAAAGAGAAUUCAUUUGUGGAGGAAGUAUCAGAAAGAUGCACUUCAAAUGGAUCAAGCAUGAAAAUUAAUUUUAAGGAAAAUACAGGAAAAAGUAAAUCUAUUUCAUCUCAUGUAACUGGUUGUAAGAAUCGAAGGAAAAUUAGAAGAGCAGAAAAUCUAUCUUUAAUUCAACCGAAUUAUAGACUGAGAAGUAGGUCUGUAAAUAUGCUUUCUAUAAGACCCUAUCAAAAGAGAACAGAUGGAAGAACCCUAAAUUGUGUAAGUAAUGGUAAGGGCAGCCUUGUUAGUCAGACUGUUGAAGCAUAUGACCAGUUGUACAGUAAAAGGUCCAGCAAAGGACUUUUUCCCAAGGAAUAUAAAAGUAAGAUUAAAAUGUCUCGUGAUUUUAAAACAAUGGCAAGAAUUCAAUUAAAAGAAAAAAGACGAAGGAACUGUUACAGCAGCCAGCUGUUGGCCAAUUCCUUGUGGCAUGAAGGAGAACAUAAUAGAAAUUUAAAAUCUAUACGAGAGAAAGCACCCAUUAUUCAGUUUGAAAUAUUAAUACCAGAGGAGUGCUCUUCCCCAUUGAAAUUAGCCCAGGUACAGCACAGUGAAGAUAAUGUGGAAAAUUCAAUUUCAGCCAUAAGUUAUAAAGAAAGAAAUUUGAGGGCUGUCCUACAUGAUAAAUAUUCUGAACCAAUGGACAAACUACCUCAACCAGAAGAACAUACAAACAUAGAUGAAAUUAAUCCUGAUAUCAAUGUAGGUGAUGUUGCUCUUAUUGUAAAGGAAGCAUCAGGAAAUAACUCAUCAGCUAUGAAACAAAUGACCUCUAACACAAAAAUGAAAAAAAACAUCUCAGAAGGUGAGAAAUGCAACUCUUAGAUGCUUAGAUUACAAAGUUAAUUAGUUUUUUUGGGGGGGGGAAUUUAAUUUAGAAAAUGUUUAGUCUACAAUAGUCGAUUUUUUUUGUAAUAAGUUGAAUUUGAUUUUAAAAAAAGGCAUCCGUUAGUCUUGCGAGACCAUGGAUCUGUGCCUGGAAAGUCUUCACUCUCCAGGGCGCAGGCCUGGGCAAGGUUGUAUGGAAGACCAGCAGUUGCCCAUGCUGCAAGUCUCCCCUCUCCACGACACCAAUGUUGUCCAAGGGAAGGGCAAGGACCGAUAUAGCUUGGCACCAGUGUCGUCGCAGAGCACUGUGUGGUUAAAUGCCUUGCUCAAGGACACAGCAUGUUGCCUUGGCUGGGGCUCGAACUCACGACCUUCAGGUCGCUAGUCCAAUGCCUUAACCACUUGGCCACAUUAAUGUAUAGGUAAACAAGAGCAUAGUU
Messenger RNA from Mobula hypostoma (lesser devil ray), 5678 nucleotides. It is a transcript of the gene brip1, whose product is annotated as BRCA1 interacting helicase 1. Gene Ontology annotation, cellular component: nucleus. The record is from RefSeq and is a predicted model, not a curated record. The transcript has 21 exons. Bases 118 to 5235 code for a protein of 1705 amino acids. Gene Ontology annotation, molecular function: hydrolase activity, acting on acid anhydrides, in phosphorus-containing anhydrides; ATP binding; DNA binding. Lineage: Eukaryota; Metazoa; Chordata; Chondrichthyes; Myliobatiformes; Myliobatidae. Gene Ontology annotation, biological process: double-strand break repair involved in meiotic recombination; nucleotide-excision repair.